CUCAGAAAACAAAGUAGAAGAAGAAGAAGAAGAAAGAAAAGGAAUAAAAAGACAGCGAAGUCUUCUUUCGUCCACGUUCCUUUUUUUUAGGAGAGAGAGAGAGGAGAGAGGAGAGAGAGAGAGAAAUGUCGGACGAGGAGCACCAUUUCGACGCGAAGGCGGACGCGGGAGCGUCGAAGACGUACCCUCAGCAAGCUGGCGCCAUUCGCAAGAAUGGCUACAUCGUCAUCAAGUCCAGGCCUUGCAAGGUUGUUGAAGUUUCCACCUCAAAAACUGGAAAGCAUGGUCAUGCGAAGUGCCACUUUGUGGGAAUUGAUAUAUUCAAUGGGAAAAAACUUGAAGAUAUUGUUCCUUCAUCCCACAACUGUGAUGUUCCUCAUGUCAAUCGUACCGACUAUCAGCUGAUUGAUAUCUCCGAAGAUGGUUUUGUGAGUCUUCUAACUGAGAAUGGAAACACCAAGGAUGAUCUGAGGCUUCCCACCGAUGACAGUCUGCUUAGCCAGAUUAAAGACGGGUUUGCCGAAGGAAAGGAACUUGUGGUGUCAGUCAUGUCUGCAAUGGGAGAGGAGCAGAUCUGUUCCGUCAAGGAAAUUGGUCCUAAGAAUUAAAUAUGAUGCUUUAGCACUAGCUAUUGCUGAUGAGGAAACAAACCUUUUUUUUUUUUUUUAAACCUUUCUCUUUAAUGUUGCUAACAGAAAGGUUUAUCAGCCAUAUAUGAUAAGAAGUGUUUGUGUGCAAUAAACCUUGGUCUAGCUGUAUAAUUCACAGGCUUGUUAUAAUAGUACGCCUGGGAAGGAAUUUGUUGGGGCUUGUUGUGAUCCCUUACCAAGGGAACUUUACAUUUUCAAGGAUAAAUACAUAAACUUUCCCUUUGGACUCUUGUCCAAGGUUUACAUUU
This is a messenger RNA of Morus notabilis, 898 nucleotides long. RefSeq names its product eukaryotic translation initiation factor 5A. Gene Ontology annotation, biological process: positive regulation of translational termination; positive regulation of translational elongation. Gene Ontology annotation, molecular function: ribosome binding; translation elongation factor activity; RNA binding. NCBI's taxonomy places the organism in Eukaryota, Viridiplantae, Streptophyta, Magnoliopsida, Rosales, Moraceae. The coding region runs from base 126 to 608 and encodes 160 amino acids. The record is from RefSeq and is a predicted model, not a curated record. The transcript is spliced from 5 exons.